AGUGUGUUCAACGGAGCUUUCCGCAGCAAGACCCACCCAGGGCAGACUUGCACGGAUAGAUUUCAUACACAUCAUUACGAUUUAAUACCUAACAAAAAUUGUAAUAUUUACCUUACGUUAAAAUAAACAAAAUACAUAAAUACAGUCCGCUGAAAGUUAUUUUCCUCUCCGGAACAAUCGUUGUUGAAUAACUUUUAAUAUAAUUCGUACUUAGCGUUAUUCACCGCUAGCGUUGUUAUUAAAUUAUUAUAGGUCCCUAAAAACAUGUUCAAACAUAUUAUUGUGUUAGUUUUAUGUUUUAUGGCUUAUUUUGUUGGAAAUUUAGAUGCAACAAUAGAUGAAAAUAUAGCUGAAUUCAAUAAAUUAGCCUACUGCUAUAAGCAAAUGUUUGAAGAAGGACUUAUAAAAGAUAAAACCGGGCGUAUAGUUAUCUUUGAAGACAUAUUAAUCAAUUUGUAUGGUACUUGCCGAGUCAAAUUCGAAUAUGAAAACCAAAAACCUGUAAUACAAUCAUCCGAAAAUAAUGAAACGUUUAAAUUGAGAAGUAUGUACAAUGAUUUCAAAAUGGUAUUCAUAGAUGAAUUCGUUCAGAUUCCGGACCAAGAGUUCUUACAAAAAGUGGAAACAAAGAUUGCAGAUUACAAAAAAAAUGGACAUAAUGAAAAUGAUCUAAUGGUGCCGUUUGUUAAUCAUUAUAAUGCUAACAGUAAUCAAGAAAUCUAUACUUCAGUGUCAGCAUAUUGUCUUGAUUACAUGACCAAAUUAAGUAAUACAAAUAAUUGAUAUUUCAUUACAAUUUUAAUUACAAUAAUGUUCGUUUUGCCAAUGUUGUUAUAUUAAUAUGGCUUUACACUUCGUAUUUAAUAGAUAAAUAUUAUUUACAUUUGUUAACAUAGUUUGGUUGUGCACAAUAUAUAUUGUUUAAAGCAUUGAUACAAUUUGACAAUAAUACAUCUAUAUAUAAUUUUGUUAGUCGUUACAUUAACACAUAUUAUUAAUUAAUUCAAUGAAGCUUAUUUCAAUACAUAUACAUAUAUAUAUAUUACUAAUUAUUAUUAUUUUUUGUGUUAGUUCUAUGUUAUUUUAGUUAUUUCUUAAUACAAUAAUAAAUGAAGUAAAAUCUCUCUUUUUUUUUUGUUAAUAAAAUGAUAAAUGUUCUUAUAAUUAUUGUUAAUAGGUAUACACUCAUUUCACUCAUAAUAUAGUGUGAUUAAUUAUAUAAAAUAUAGUUAGUAUUUUAUUAUAUAUUGUUGACUUAAGGUCAAUUCCUUAUGCUAACUUACUAAUAUUUUUUUUGUUAAUUAAAAGUAUUUUAUCGAUAGUUAUGAAAA
Molecule: messenger RNA, 1331 nt
Organism: Acyrthosiphon pisum (pea aphid)
Lineage: Eukaryota; Metazoa; Arthropoda; Insecta; Hemiptera; Aphididae
Source: RefSeq, marked predicted